Molecule: messenger RNA, 5230 nt
Organism: Brienomyrus brachyistius
Lineage: Eukaryota; Metazoa; Chordata; Actinopteri; Osteoglossiformes; Mormyridae
Product: disks large-associated protein 4-like
Exons: 13
Coding region: 433-3666 (1077 amino acids)
Biological process (GO): signaling
Cellular component (GO): glutamatergic synapse; postsynaptic specialization
Molecular function (GO): molecular adaptor activity
Source: RefSeq, a predicted model, not a curated record
GGCGCCUCGCAGACUUCGCUGUCCUGACUGCAAACGGGAAUGAAGCGCUCGGCGAUGGGGCUCCGUACGGGAAGGGGCGCUCGUAUCCCCUAUUUUGGUCUCUGACAGAAAAGAAAGAAAGAAAUAAAAGAAAGAAAAGAGCAACAUCGAGUCACUGUUAGUUUCAUCCGAAACGAUGGGCUUUUGACACUUAUUGCCGACAUCUGAAAACAUAUAUAUUUAUAUUGCCGGGACACCGUCGCCAAUGAGGGCAGGAUAGUAGGAAGAGCAGUUGUGAUCCCAAGCAGCCAUCAAAAUACCUAAGGAACAAAAGGAAAGGAAGCCACGAAGGAUCUUCCCUGGUCAUUGUCUACAAGGGAUGUCAAAGAAAGUGCCGCCAAAGAGUACCACCCCUCAGGGCUGUAGCCAGUCCCCACCUGAGAUGAUCUGAAGAUGACCUCAGGUGCCAUGAAGGGGUUAGGAGCCAACCGCAGCCGGCACCUGUCCGAAUCCUGCGACCUGUCAGACUGUUCCCCGGGACCCCUGUACUCGACCGGCACACUCCCCCGAAGCCCCUACCUUCUGAGUCCCACCAUGGACCACUACGGCACUAUGGAUCCCCACCAUUUUGUCUCCCCCAACCCUGGCACCCUUCCACCUGAAUGCCUUUUGCCCCUGAGUAACCAGAUUUCGAACAGCAGCACCUUCCCCCGAAUCCACUACAACUCCCACUUCGACCAGGCUGACUUCUCACCCGUGUCCAUGCCAGCCGGGGACAGCAUCGGGGGCAUCGGGACGGGCACCCUGGGUGGCCCCAUGUCUAUGGGCAUGAGCCCCACCAUCACCAGUAGCUCGGCCGUCAUAUCGCCGAGCGGGAAGAUGAACCGGCUGCCUGCCAACCUGCUGGACCAGUUUGAGAAGCAGCUGCCCGCCCACCGUGACGGUUUCAGCACCCUGCAGUUCCACCGCAGCGGCGCAUCCAAGCAGCGCGGCGACAGUCCCGGCCGCAUACGCUACCUGGUCAACUCGGUGCAGAAGCUCUUCGCCAAGUCCCAGUCCCUGGAGGUUUCUGGAAAAGGUCACACCAACGGGCGCUUCUCCGCAGGCUCCGGAGGCUCAGCCGGGGACAGCAAGCAUGCGCGCCGCAGCAAAAGCAAAGAGCGCCCCCCGAAGGCCGAGCCCCCCAAGCGCCGACCGCGGUCCAACAUGUCUGGCUACUGGAGCUCCGAUGACCUGGACAGUGACACUAGUAACUACCGCAGCCCCAUGAUGAGCUUGGACCAGUCCACGGUGGACGGCCAAGCCUCCAAGUACUUCAUGAACUCCUACAACACCAUCGACAAGCACACACUCAAGGGCUCCAAGAGCAACAACAACCUCAAGAACCAGGCGUGCCUGGCGAUAUCUGCUCCUGGGGGUGGCCCCCCCCGGGCCAUCAGCUCUGGGCUGGAUGCCGACUUCCUGAAGGGCGGCUCUUGGUCCACCUUGACCCUCAGCCAGGCUCGGCAGAUGUGUCAGAGGGGCUCGGCCACCAUCGACAGAGCAAUGCUGACCAAGUCCAAGUCCUGCACCCAAGACCUGACCUGCCACUAUUUGCAGGUCCCUCCUGAGGACUGGAACAGCACCUUGGGCAGAGGCAGCAGCUCCGGUGAGAUCCCCUGCCGGCGGAUGCGCAGCGGCAGCUACGUGAAGGCCAUGGGGGACCUGGAAGACAGCGACGACUCUGAGAGCAGUCCCAAGCCCUCACCCAAGAUGGCAGCCCGCCGGCAGAGCUACCUGAAGGCUACGCAGCACUCGCUCAGCGACCAGCUGCCCUCCCGCAACAGAGCUUGGGGCUGCACAAUGCUGCAUGGGGAUCUAGAGCCAAUGUGGUCUCCAAUGCAAAGUGUGUCCUCUCUACAUCAGCUGGGCAGCUGUCUUCCUUCUCUGAGGGAGCUUUCCACCAACCGCAGCCUGGACAACCUGGACUGCUUCGGAGGGCCUACCGGCUCGCCCUUUUUGCAGUGGGACGAUGAAGACUUCAGUCGGACCUGCAGCACACUGGGGAAGAGCAGCUGCCACAGCCAGGUUCGGGAAUUGGAGGUAAGCCACCGAUAUGAGGAGACCUGCUCCGAGUCGGUCUUCGGCGAGUCCGACUCCCAGGCCGUCGAGGCUCUGGACCUCCCGCUGCCCCCCUCCUUCCGGUCACGCAGCCAUAGCUACCUGCGUGCCAUCCAGGCAGGCUGCUCACAGGACGACGACACCGCCUCGCUGGACUCCGACUCACCCCCACCUACUGCCACUACCGUCCGCACCUACAGUACAAGCACCAUGUCCACAUGUAUAACCACUUGUAAGAAGGCAGCCCCGCCCCCAGUCCCUCCACGCACCACCUCCAAGCCCUUCGUCUCAGUGACGGUGCAGAGCAGCACCGAGUCAGCCCAGGACACCUACCUGGACAGCCAGGACCACAAGAGUGAAGCGAACAGCCAGUCGGGUCGGAGCAACUCCUCGGACAGUCUGAGCAGCGGCACGCGAGCCGGCGGCGCGCCCAAAGGCGCCCAAGUGCAGCUCCCGCUCGCCUCCUGCCGCGACGCCCGUUCACUCCGCAGCCCCCCCGAGGAGCCCAAGCAUGUCGCCUUGACAGUUGACGAACCCCGAGCCAACCCCGUGCCUAGACGGAAGCUCUCAUCAAUCGGCAUACAGGUGGACUGUGCCCUCCCAGCCCAGAGGGAGGAAACCCCCCCAUUAAGCAAGUUCCAGUCUAUUGGAGUACAAGUAGAGGAUAGUUGGCAGCUCAGCCGGUCCAGCAGCAUGGCCUCCAAACCAGAGACAGACUCAGAUACACAGGAGAUCAUCGUCCCCAAACCCGCCAUCAAGAACCUGGUGAACAGUGCCUGCCAGUCCACGGACUCGCCGGGUCGGCACAAGCAGGCUGACGCAGACGGCGAUGCAAGCGGGGCUCUGCGCCAGUUGUCCGGCCGCAUCACCACGCAGAGCGGUUCCACUUCCUUCUCCGAGUCGCUGGACCCUGCACUGGACCCGUCCUCGUUACCGCCGCCCGAUCCGUGGCUGGAGAGCGGGAACAACAGCUCCCCCGGUGGGCCGCCGCAGCCCAACGUGCCUGCAUGCCGCCGUGACGGCCACUGGUUCCUCAAGCUCCUGCAGGCGGAGACGGCACGCAUGGAGGGCUGGUGCCAGCAGAUGGAGCAGGAGACCAAAGACCACCAGUUGUCAGAGGAGGUCUUGGGGAAGAUCCGCAGCGCAGUGGGCAGCGCCCAGCUACUCAUGUCUCAGAAGUUCCAGCAGUUCCGAGGACUCUGCCAGCAGAACUUGAACGUCAACGCCAACCCACGGCCUACUGCUCAGGACCUAGCCGGGUUCUGGGACCUGCUGCAGCUCUCCAUAGAGGACAUCAGCAUGAAGUUUGACGAGCUCUACCACCUCAAGUCCAACGACUGGCAGCCGGCUGACUCUGCAGACAAGAAGGAGGACAAGAAGCAGCCACCCCCCGUGCCAAAGAAGCCGGUGAAGGCCAGGCCGGCAACGGCGAAGGAGAAGGCCACGGACGCCGCAGACAAGCAGCGGCAGGAGGCCCGCAAGAGGUUGAUGGCGGCCAAGCGGGCAGCCUCGGGCAGGCAGAACUCAGCCACGGAGAGCGCGGACAGUAUCGAGAUCUACGUCCCCGAGGCCCAGACACGGCUCUGAGGAGCGGCGGGGAGGCCCGGGUCCAGGCCCAGGUCCACCGCCUCGCCGAGGACACGGGGGGUAGGGCCGGUCCCUGGCGGCACAGAACGGGAAAUUGAAAUCACUUCUGGGAAAUACGUGCACAAAAAACAAAAUGUGUAAAUAAACUCCUUUUACUUGGUUGCCACGAAGAAAAAAAAAAACCUCAAGACUUUGAUAUUAUUAUUAUUAUUAUUAUUAUUAUUGAUGACGAUAAUGUUAUAUUGUUAUCUUCUAAUCUAUAUCAGACGGUCUUAAAUAUCAUAAUAUCUUGCAUAGGGGCUCUCCUCCCACAUGGAUGUUGACGUUCCUCUUUCCAGCUGCAACACCCCCCCCCCCACACACACACACACACACACUACUGCCACACAGAUGGCAGUUGAAUGCCACCCCACGCAUCCCUUUACAAUAGAAUGUGUGCAUCCUCAUACACACACACACACACACACACAAUAUGGCCUAUGCUCAGCUAUGAUCUUUGUCUUCCUGUAAGCAGUACCUGCCAGCUUCCGGGUGCCUCUGCUACAGGGGAGGGUGUAAAGCAGACCGACAGAACAGUAGGACCAAUUGCAGAUCAGACUGGGGGAGGGAAUAUAUAGUGUGACAUUACUUAUCUGUAUGCAGGAAAAAUCUUUUUUUUUUUUUUUAUUUCAGACUGACAGAGCUGUAGGACCAAUCAGAGACCCCAUCUGAUGGACCUUGUCAGUAUGUGGAAGGAUUUAAGAAGCUGUAGAACCAAUCAAAUGGGCCAAAACAAACACUGCAACACGCUGUAUUAUUGUAUGUACAUCCAAACUGACAGCUGUAGGAUGGCAGAAGGAGGAAAACCGCUGUGAUCCUUUUUUAAUUCACCCAAUCAAGCUUCUAGCUUCUCACAUCCUUUCAGCACAGUCUUUAUCAUUUUUGCAUCUUGUUUUGCUGUAUUCAUCCCACUCUGCUGUCACAGUUGCAGGAAUGGCGCCACACUCUUCAUUUUCACAUCCCGUGUCCUUCAGCUCUUCAGAGAGAUGUGGCUCCUUCACAGCCACAACCCAUUGGGAUACGUUUAGUUUGUUUCGUGAUGUGCCCGUCCCUAUCAUACGUGCAUCGCAAACUCCGCCCUCAUUAAAAUCACUUCCAUUACAGCUAUGCUAGGGUCUGGCCAAUGAUUUUCUGAUUGAAAGUUUGCCACGUUCCCAUUGUUGCACUAGAUGCGUUUCCAGCUGGAAACAAAUGUAGAUGCAUUGCAACUGUGGAAGAUGCUUAUGUUUGUCUACUUUCGAAAAUGUCAACCAGGAGUGCGUCUCCCAGCACUGCCUAUGUUGAUCCCUGGUUAUACAAGGCCACCCAUGUUCCAGACAGUUCCAGUGCAUCAGCAACAAGGCAGUUCAUUCACGUAUGCCCCGGACUCUUGGUCAUUUUCACAGGCCACAGUAGUGUCUGUGUGUGUACCACGUGCCAUUCAUUCCUCUCGGUUUUAAUCACCAGAAAAGAAUGGGACAACUAGGAUAGAUUUGGGUGCGAGUACCAGAAUAUGGACCAAUAAAUGAAUUUUUUUUUUCUGUAA